Brassicogethes aeneus is the source of this 1089-nucleotide messenger RNA. NCBI's taxonomy places the organism in Eukaryota, Metazoa, Arthropoda, Insecta, Coleoptera, Nitidulidae. The record is from the annotation of a GenBank genome assembly.
AUGGGUCGAAACAUUAUUUUGAAAGACCUCCAGGAUAGCAUCAUCUACAGCGUAAUGGUGGACAGCACCCAAGAUAUAGCUGUCAUGGACCAAUUGGCAAUAUGCGUCCGCUAUGUCGUUCAAGGAAAAGUGUAUGAAAGACUUUUAGAGAUUGCAGUUGUAAAUGACUCAAGUGGACUUGCGUUGUACGAGCUUAUAAAAUUAAAAUUAUCUGAGUAUGGCAUUGCAAUGUCAAAUAUUAUUGCUUGUUCGUUUGAUGGAGCUAACAACAUGAAAGGCUGUUACAAUGGGCUACAAGCCUAUUUAAAAAAAGAAAAUAAAGACCUUAUUUAUACUCACUGUAUGGCACACGUACUUAACCUAGUUGUAGCGGACUCAACAGUAAAGUUACUACAAGCUGAGAACUUGUUUGGGUUGGUGGAAGAAUCUGCGCUAUUUCUUAGCUCAUCGCACAAGAGAAUGGCCGUCUGGGAAAAGGAAACAAAAAGAAAACAUACUGCUCAUGACAAGUUUUACAGAGUGCAAAAAAUAGAAGCAACAAGGUGGUGGAGCAAACAUAAGGCUCUUUCAUCAAUUGUUGAUGAAGAAUUCUUAAUCAACUGUGCGAGGAUGAGUAUUGAAGAAAGAUUUUGCGCAAACAAAGACGUUUUACAGGAUUGCUCUUGGUUAGACCCCAAAAAGUUUGACUCUAUCUUGAAACUCGAAACAUUUCCCACAGAAGCCCUGCGCAGUGUUUCUAAACUGUGUAAAAUUGAAAGAAGUCGACUGUUGAUGGAGCUGCGACAGUUUGCACAACAAUACAGCAACUUCAUAGCGGCAGAGUCCACUGAGAACUACGGAGACAGAUGUAAUGACGAAGAAGACGAUUUGGACCCAACCGAAGAAUCGGAAAAAAAUGCUGAUAUUUACUGCUCUAAAAAUAGACAAUGUUUCCAGUGUUUGACAUGUGCUUUUUCUGUUCUGUUUGAACUUACUCAAUCUGGACUGUUUACCAACCUGUAUAUUGCAUAUAAAUUUAUUCUUGCCAUACCUUGUACCCAAGUCACAUGUCAACGAGUUUUUUCUAAACUUAAAAUAGUCAAAAAUUGA